AUGGCGAAUAAGAUUCGCUCAAUUGUGAGUAAAAAUAAGCGUCGGUAUCAAGAAGAUGGCUUUGACUUGGAUUUGACCUAUAUUUAUCCAAACAUAAUUGCCAUGGGCUUCCCUGCUGAAUCCAUCGAGGGUGUUUAUAGGAAUAACAUCAACCAAGUGGCACGAUUUUUGGACCAACGACAUAAAGACCACUACAAGGUAUAUAAUUUGUGCAUAGAAAGAUCCUAUGAUACUGUCAAGUUCCACAAACGUGUGGUAUGUUUUCCAUUUGAGGACCACAAUCCACCACGCCUAGAGCUAAUCAAACCCUUUUGUGAAGAUCUGGAUGAGUGGCUUGGAAAGGACAGGAACAACAUUGCUGCAAUACAUUGCAAAGCUGGCAAGGGGCGAACAGGUGUUAUGAUCUGUGCUUAUCUCCUGCACAGAAAGCUUUUUGCUGACUAUAAUGAAGCUUUACUACAUUACGGUCAGACACGGACCAGGGACCAUAAGGGUGUGACCAUUCCUAGUCAGCGUCGCUAUGUCUGGUACUAUGGAUAUCUGAUAGAACGCCGACUGCAAUACAAACCAGUGACAUUGUUACUGACUGGCAUUGAAUUUAUAAAGAUACCAAUGUACAAUGGAGGCACCUGUAGUCCCGUGUUUGAGGUGUACCAGAAUAAAGUAAAGGUGUACAGUUCAAAGGUGUAUGAAGACUUAAAGAAGGGUCAGGACAGGGAGUUCAUGGGAGUGGAGUCAUCUGUGCCCCUCUGUGGGGACAUCAAAGUUGUAUUCUACAACAAACCUCGCCUGAAAGGAAAGGAAAAGAUGUUUCAAUUCUGGUUCAAUACCUUCUUUGUCAAUGUGGAUGGGUCAUGUAGUGACCAUCCCAAUGGAACUAAAACCUAUUGUGCUGGAGAGAUGACUCCAUCUGACCACUCCAAGCGUCUAAACAUGACCUUAAUGAAGGAAGACUUGGACAAAGCCAAUAAAGACAAAUCACACAGAUUAUUCAGUCCAAACUUUCAGGCAAAGUUGCACUUCAAAACACCAGACCCUGAAUUCCCAAGGAAUGGCAAUAGUUUGAGUAACAGCCUGACAGUUCCAUCUCAUGUUCAGCCUGGCAGAACUUACGUACGGUCGCCUACAUUUGAUGGUUUUUCCACGUCGCUAAAAGACAGUACACAUUCUUUACCGACGUCCACCAUGGAUCAAGCGAAUCGCUCAGUGUCGGAACUUACACUAAAGGACACCCCCCUUAACAGCCGUACUCAUCAUUCACUUAGCCAUAGAAGCGCAGAAAGUGACACAGACAGUAGUGAAGUACUUGCAGAUACACUCAGUGAGAAUGAGCAAGAUGAAAAUCUGUCAGACACUGAUACUGAUGAUGAAUGGGAUGGAGAAAAAACAACGCUUGUAUAGCAUGUGUGAUAUUUAGUCUUUGGAGUUGCAGGAACUGAAUAAGUGUGAAGAACGUUCUAAUAUAGUGGAUAU
Messenger RNA from Ylistrum balloti, 1473 nucleotides. Its product is annotated as phosphatidylinositol 3,4,5-trisphosphate 3-phosphatase and dual-specificity protein phosphatase PTEN-like. NCBI's taxonomy places the organism in Eukaryota, Metazoa, Mollusca, Bivalvia, Pectinida, Pectinidae. Bases 1 to 1401 code for a protein of 466 amino acids. Gene Ontology annotation, molecular function: phosphatidylinositol-3,4,5-trisphosphate 3-phosphatase activity; protein tyrosine phosphatase activity. Gene Ontology annotation, cellular component: cytosol; plasma membrane; cell projection. Gene Ontology annotation, biological process: protein dephosphorylation; negative regulation of cell population proliferation; phosphatidylinositol 3-kinase/protein kinase B signal transduction. The record is from RefSeq and is a predicted model, not a curated record. The transcript has 9 exons.